GGAUCGCUGCUGGUGCGGCGCGCGCUGCUCAAAGAUGUGCGCGAAAUCAUUAUGCAACACCAUCCUUAUAAUAAAUAAAAUAUUUUUUCAAACUUUUUCCUUGAAAACAAAUAGCUCGCGAGUGGACAGUGAUGCAUGAGCAACAGCAUGCCGCGUUGCUUUAAGUUUGUUGCACGGCUAUUUGUUUGCGCGAGAAUUUUCGCGAAUGCCUAUUGCGUUUGGAGUAUUCAUGCUGCCGUGCAUUGAAUAUUACAUUAGAUAUUAUUUAAUGCUUUUAUUUCAAUGUUUAUUACAACGCAUGGUCAAGAAUAAUUGAUCAUGUAUAUGAUCAAUGAUGAGUCAGUUUCGUGAUGAUUUUGUGAACCCGAUUAUCCAGGCUGUAAGAAGAUCAAGUUUAUCUGCACUAGAAUAAGUUUAUAGGUGCGCAGCUGCAGGUAAAGUUGCACAACACCAUCAAGCACAAUUCGCGCUCAAACAGACUUCCGUGUCUUGAGAACAAUUGAUUCUUGCACGUUUCAUUCAUUCGAUCCACCCAAAGCAUGCGACAGUGAUCAUUUUCCAUGGAUACUAAUCACAAUGCUCGCAUUUUUUCACGUUUGAAAGACAUAUUAUACGAAAACAAUAUUUUCAGACAAAAGCCGAUACAUGUGUGUUUAAGGCGCCGGGGCGAGGCGUCAUGCGAUCUGCCUGAGCGUGAUUGUUCCACCUGGAGGUCACAGGAUGCCGGUGCAGGCAGCUCAAUGGACUGAGUUUCUAUCCUGCCCCAUCUGCUACAAUGAGUUCGACGCUUGCAGCCACAAGCCCAUCAGCCUGGGCUGCUCGCACACCGUCUGCAAGACCUGCCUGCACAAACUGCACCGCAAGGCCUGUCCUUUUGACCAGACAGCCAUUAGCACUGACAUUGAUGUGCUGCCUGUCAACUGUGCCCUCCUGCAGCUGGUGGGGGCGCCGGUUCCGGAGAGAGAGAUUGUGAGUGUGGGCAGUGUUGAAGACACAAGACAUUAUGAAGUGUGCAGGAUCUGUGUGGAGGAGCUGGCGCUGUAUCUCAAACCAAUCAGUGGAGGAAAAGGUGUAGUGACCCUCAGUCAGAGCACGCUCAGUAGACCCAUGCAGAGGAAGCUGGUGACCCUGGUGAACUGCCAGCUGGUCGAGGAGGAGGGGCGUAUGCGUGCGGUCCGGGCGUGCAGAUCUCUGGGUGAGCGCACCGUCACUGAACUGAUCCUGCAGCACCAGAACUCACAGCAGCUCUCCGCCAACCUAUGGGCCGCUGUGCGGGCACGCGGCUGUCAGUUUCUAGGACCUGCCAUGCAGGAAGACGCUCUGAAGCUGGUGCUGCUGGCGCUGGAGGACGGCUCGGCUCUCUCGCGGAAGGUUCUGGUGCUGUUUGUGGUGCAGAAACUGGAAGCGCGCUUCCCUCAGGCGUCUAAGACCAGCAUCGGUCAUGUAGUUCAGCUGCUGUACCGCGCCUCCUGCUUUAAGGUGACCAAACGUGAUGAAGACUCCUCCCUCAUGCAGCUCAAGGAGGAGUUUCGCACUUACGAAGCCCUGCGCCGCGAACACGACGCUCAGAUCGUUCACAUCGCCAUGGAAGCAGGACUGCGUAUCUCACCGGAGCAGUGGUCGUCUCUGCUGUACGGGGAUCUCAUGCACAAAUCUCACAUGCAGUCAAUCAUAGACAAGCUUCAAUCCCCAGAAUCCUUUGCAAAGAGCGUGCAGGAGCUCACCAUAAUCCUGCAGAGAACAGGAGACCCAGCCAACCUCAACAGCCUCAGAGCUCCUCUCGAGCGGCUGGCCGGCAUCGACCACAACCCUGAUGCGGCCGCUCCGUCCUGGACAGAGCUGGAGAGUGUGUUAUUGGCUGUGAAGGUUGUUGUUCACGGGCUGGUGGAAUUCAUCCAAAACUUCAGCAAAAAGAGCAAUGAAAGCCCUCAGGCUCAGCCCAACAGCAAGUACAAGACGAGUAUGUGCAGGGACUUACGGCAGCAGGGCGGCUGUCCGAGAGGGGCCAGCUGCACCUUUGCCCACACCCAGGAGGAGCUGGAGAAGCACAGAAUGAGGAAUAGGAAAGCUAGUGGGGCAGUGAGGCCCUUCCCGUCAGUUCUAGCGGUUCUGCCCAAAACCGGCACCAAAGGAGCAGUCCCAGGGUCUGAGGGGAAGAACCACGAGAAAGACACCCCAGAGGAAGCGUCUCCCACUCAGCUCAUCCCUAGAGGAGGAGACCACCAGGAGGACAAAACGCUCCCCAGUAGUGCGAACGGACUGCCUGCUGCCAGCCUAGAACAAAAUCCCAUCAGUCAGAACCAGUCGUCUGCGAUAGCUUGGUUGUGCACAGACGACGACUGCGGUCUCCUCAAACACGGGCCUGUCCUCACGAGAGCUCAUCCUAAGAUCUACUACUCUCAGGACCAGAGACCAUAUGACCUGUCACCCUACCACCAACCUGCCAUUCCCCCUCACAAGUCAUGCAACGCUCGCUUCCAUCGGUCCAGCAACGUCCCUGAGUCCAUGCUACCCCCGUCAAUGGGCCCUCUGUACCCAGACCAGCACCCCUCUGUUCCUCCUGCAGACAGAUUAGGCCCCGGCCCGUACGGGCCACCCUCGACCUACGCCUCUGUGUCCCACGCACACAGCAUGUACACCCCGGUCUACGACAGCCGGCGUGUGUGGAGGCCACCGCUGUAUCCCAGGGAUGGUGGGAGGAGUAACUCUCUCCCUCCAGAGGUUUUUCAUUCCACCGUCUACCAGCAGCCCCUCCGAGAGCGCUUCAACUCGCUGGACAGCCCCUACUGCAGCACCGCGGAGCAGAGAGUGCCAAUGCACAGGGAUGCGUACACCCGUGUUCCUCUCGGCUAUGAGGAACUCUAUCGCCACAAACAGGAACAGUGGGUACAUCAGCAUGGCAACAUGAACAGGCCCUCCCAAUCCUCACCGGUCUUCACUGUGGAUGUGUGUCCAGAGCAUCCUGAGGGUGUAGGUGGUGGGCGUAUGACUUGUAAGUGUCAUGGUGGAGAAGAGAGUCUAACCCACUACUCGCCCUGGUCGUGCAGCACCAUCAGCCCAUUUGAGUCAGAGCCCCACCAUUUGUCAACCCACUCCUGUUCCAAACAGAUAGACGGGGAGAGUGGUGGCAAACGAUGGCUGCACUUGUUUGAGCCCUACAGGCGACUGAAAGACGAAGAUCCCAUCAUUCCUUUUGGAGAGGGGCCCAUCAUCUCUAAAUGGGGAGCCAUCUCCCGGGCUUCCCGCACUGGCUUUCACACCACUGACCCGGUCCAGGCCACUGCAUCGCAGGGGUGCGCCGGCACCACAUCAAUCAACUUCAGAGACUAUAGCAGUCAUAUUGGUCACAGUGACCUCAGAUGGGGCCCACGUGGAUCUGAUUCUUCUAGUCACGCCAGCUUUCUAGAAAGCGAUCAGCUGGCCAUGUCAGGGCUGCACGUAAGGCACAGUUCCUUCAGCAGCGGGUCAAAGCAGGGCACAGAUCUGCUGGGCAAGGAUGGGACGGAGAGUGAGCCUGACAGAGACAUCGAGCUGGAGCUGUCCGCUCUGGACAUUGAGGACACAGAGACACAGGACUGCAACUCUGAGGUAGAUUUUAGUCUUGAAAACCUAGAUUGCAUUGGGUUGUUUAGUGUCUAAUUGCUUAUAUAAUCUGAAGACUCUAUGGAAACACAAAGCCGCUCCAAGAACAGCCACCUCUCUACAGUCUUCGGUAAUCCAGCGGCAAGUUCUCAGUUGGAAAACAACCUGCCUGACAGAAUGGACGCCCACCUUAUGAAGAAGAUGGCAUUCAGAAAGACCCUCUCCCCUGGAGACCUCAGUAUGGGAAAGAUGUCAAUGAGGACAUGCUUGCCCAGGCCUGGAGACCCUCCGCGACCCAGUCCAGGACCUGAGAUGCUGCUAAAUGGGAACUGAGGGGGGCUGAAAACACCAGUCCUCCUCAUGUUCUAAUUCCAUGGGGUCAUGCCAAGAAUCCACCAUCCUCCUUAGGUAGAAGGUAGACUUGCCCUUAUAGGAGUCAAUCGAGGCAGCGAGACGCAGCCGAAAGCCUUCUGUAUUCAUGUGUUCUCUUCAUAAGAGCUAGCUAUGCCCUGUAAUUGUAAUCACUCAUCAUCUGUUCAGAGUCUCUUUGUUUUUCUUAAUCACUGCUUGUGGAUGAAUGUUCACGUUGAGUCACAACUCCACCUCAGGUAACUCGUGAUGUCAGCCAAUCAGAACUCUCUCCAAGCCAGGAAACCAAUUACCCAUGUCCCGUAACUCUGUACAGAAGAGACGGUUCUCACUAGCUUUUAGCAUACUGAGGAAACCAUAAUCUACUGUAUGAUCAUUAUAUAGCAGACUCUUCCAAUAUAUAUAUAUUAAUAUAUAUUAAGAAUAACCAAGGUGCUUGGAAUCUAUAGUACAUGCAUUAUUAUUAAUAUUAUUGCAGUGUUAGCCACUGAAAUGUUAUGUGCAUUUAUUGUUUGUUGGGCAUCACGGUUUGAAACAGCCAUUCAUUGAUCAUUGUUUAAAUGUAUGUGUGUGGAUUAUGGUAUAUGUCUGGUAUCUCUAAGAGACAAUUCACAGGUAAUCAAUAUUUUGUAUAAAUAUUCAAAAGAAACAGUUCACCCAAAAAUGAAAUUUCUGUCAUUCUGUCAUCACCAUAAACACAAUGUUAAAGUGGGCCAUAUGACUUGUGUUAUUAUGUUAUUACGUUAUACGUUAUUUCCAAGUCUUAUGAAGCCUUAUAUGUAUUUUGCAUGUGGAAUUUAUGUAGUUAAUCACUGCAUUGUUUGAGUCCGAGUCCAGGCCUGAAUAAUUUCGGCAAGUCAAGACCCGAAGUGUUGAGUCUGAGAUAAGACAAACACAAGAUAAUGGUUGAGUCUGGGUCAAGACCAAGCCCAGAAGAGGGUCAAGUCUGAGUCA
Molecule: messenger RNA, 4905 nt
Organism: Cyprinus carpio (common carp)
Lineage: Eukaryota; Metazoa; Chordata; Actinopteri; Cypriniformes; Cyprinidae
Product: roquin-2-like
Molecular function (GO): metal ion binding
Source: RefSeq, a predicted model, not a curated record